AUGCUACCAUCUGUCGACGGCAUUGUGAAUAGUAUUUCACAGUUCAAUUAUGAUCCAGAUGCUAAUGUCACUUUUGACACAUGGUAUCAACGUUAUGAGGAUUUAUUCACUGUUGAUCUCGCCUCACAAGACGAUGCUUGGAAGAAACCACGUGACAAGUGUUUCGAUGAUACAAUAAAGCUGCUGCGUGAACAUUUUGGAGACCACUCCUCAUUAUUCAGCAUACGUUAUCGUUGCCUCAAGCUGACAAUGAAUGAAAAUGAUGAUUUUCUUACUCACGUUGGCACAGUCAACCGAGAAUGUGAGAGAUUUCGACUCAGGUCCUUAACAGAUGAUCAAUUCAAAGCCUUGAUUCUCAUAUGCAGUCUUCAAUCUCCUCGUUUCACAGAUAUCCGAACUCGACUGCUCAAUCAGCUAGAACAAAAUCCUAAGUUAACAUUACAUGACAUAGCUGAUGAAUAUCAACGGCUGAUUAAUUUGCAGAAAGACACACACCUGGUCGAAUCAACACCUUCGAGAAGCUCUGAUAUUCAUGCAUUACGAAAGAGCAAAAAUCUCUCAUCAUCCACUCCUGACCCACCUUCUCCUAAUGUUCCGCGGAAAUCUACACAUACUCGUCCAACUUCACAAAAUACUGCAAAGAAGACCCCACCAUCACCAUGCUGGCAUUGUGGCGCGUGGCACUUUGUAAAGUCUUGUCCAUACAAAAAUCAUCGUUGCAGCAAGUGCAAAAUCAUUGGUCAUAAAAAUGGUUUUUGUCAGCCACGCAAACCCAGAUAUCAUAAUCCAGCGAAAGCUCGACAAACUGUUGGUCCUAAAUCUCCAAGGAGAUCAUUGAGUCUACUCGCAACCUGUCAAGUCACAACACCAGGUAUGCGGAAAUAUAUUGACCUUCAGAUGAAUGGUCAUGAUACACGUCUGCAGCUAGAUACCGCCUCUGAUAUUACUGUUAUAUCAGAGAAACUUUGGAAUAAUAUUGGCAGACCACCAAUCGCAAAUACUUCUCAGACUGCUGUCAGCGCCUGUGGUGGGCGGCUCAAACUAAUUGGUGAACUCAAAUGUUCUGUUUCUUCCGCAAUACCAAAUUCACAGGAAUUUGCUACGUCACCAAGAGUGAUUUAA
This is a messenger RNA of Trichobilharzia regenti, 1122 nucleotides long. The record is from the annotation of a GenBank genome assembly. Lineage: Eukaryota; Metazoa; Platyhelminthes; Trematoda; Strigeidida; Schistosomatidae.